AUGUCUUUUUUACUUUUUCUUGGCUUGAAAGUAAAUGGUGGUUGGUCCGGUUGGUCAAUAUGGAGCGGAUGUGCGGCUGGGAUUUGCGCGGGGAAUCAGCGGAUUAGAACAAGGACUUGUACCAAUCCGAUUACAAGUAAAGAUGGAAAGUACUGCGUUGGAGAGAGCUCUCAGCAGAUGGACUGCAUGAGUAAGUGUGUUUUUAGGCGUGUGGUUUGGAAUUAAUUAUUUCCUGCCUGAUUAACAAAGAAAAUCACUAAUACAGGCAUCAAUAAUCGUGGAUACAGUUAUACACUGAAUGCUACUGGUCUGACGUUAGAAGAUGGGAAACUUUAGAUCAUGAGACUAAAGAAAAAAAGGUAAACUUUUCCUGGUGCAAAACAGUUCCCAUGAAAAUCUCUUGAAAAAAAAAAAAAAACAAAAUGGCACACAUAAUCUUUGAUUUAGCUUUCGACGACGUCAAUGUUCCCAACCAAAGAUAUAACGGUUGUAAUCGAAAAAAAUUUGAUUGAAGGGUUUCCUUGUGGCAUCAAUAUUCAAUAUGUAUCACGAAGUCAUGCUGACGUGGCUUUCAGAAAGGUAAUAUCUACAUCUGGCAACCUCAAAGGAAAAAUUGUAGGCUCACCUUUUUUUUUUUAAUUUAAACAAAAGACCAAUAUAAACAGCUUUAUUUUUCGCCAGUUAUAGAUAUUUUCGAUUUUUAUGAUGACUUUAAUGGUAUAAAUUGUGCCUAUAAUACCAUAGAUGAGGGGAUCAAUUAUUAUUCUAGAGAUAUCCACAAGAGAUAAGCUUAACUAGAACGAUACUGACAAAAAUGUAUUUUGAUAAUGUAUACUUAAAAAUAAGAGAGGUGUUUUUAGAAAUUAAUGUAUUUCUCAGGUGAGAACGAUUACGUGAUCUUUGAUAUCUAUUUUUUUUAUAGCAACGGAGGAUUAGUUUUUUCAUAGGACUUUUGCACCGUCUCCAGCAAUAAGGAUCAACAGUUUGAAUGGAUGAUCCGCCAGAUUCUUAAAGUUCUCAAAAUUUGCUUGUCAGAAUCUAAAUCUGAACUUAUUCGUCAUCUGACAAUAUUUCAUUGCAGUUGAUGGUGGUUUCACAGAAUGGAGUCAGUGGUCUCUGUGCGAUAACCCUUGUGGGGGAUCUGUGGUUAACAGGACAAGAACUUGUGCCAACCCCACCCCCUCUCUGGACGGGAAACCAUGCACUAGAGCCACAGUACAAACGAAGAUGGAAUGUGUUGGGCCUUGUCCAAGUAGGUCGAAUUUAAAUCGCGUACAUGUAUAUGGAUAGCUUUGAACAAAAGUAGAAUGGACAUUUUCGGAAGAAAUGAUAUAAAACAAAAGAGAAACAAAAGCAGUUUAUUAACGAGUCAUUCACACUAGUUUGAUAUCAUGCAUAGCCGGAUUAGCGAAAAGGAGUAGGGUCUUGGCAUGAAAUACGAUUGUUUUUUGCGAUCGCGAAAGUGUAUCAGGACGAUUUAUUACAAUGUAAUGGAUGUACUUAGCAUUAUGAAUACUCUGUAAAACAAUGAUUUUACGGGCUUUACAGUAAACGCAAGAGGAAUUAACUUUCUCUUCUUAAACACGUAUAUCUACAAGUGGGCCUCUUUCUUCUCUGACUCGUUUGCUUGACUCUUAGCGGGUCCCCUCGACGGUAAUUGGGGUUCCUGGACUCCUUGGUCAACCUGUCCCAAAACAUGUGGUAUGUCGGAUGGAAGCAUUCUCAGACGAACUAGGUUGUGCAACCAGCCUCCCCCGAUGAAUGGCGGGAAGCUGUGUGACGGCGACGACACUGAGACUGCGAGAUCUUGUUUCGCACCUUGUCCAGGUUGGUACGCUGCUGAUCACCUAACGUAACACAUGAAAUACAAAGCAUCCACCAUGUUUAAUUUAUCUCCGAUUAAACUGAUCGGAGCUUUUAAAUACAAAGUAAAGGCGACAAUGAAGAAAUAGUUAUCAAAUCUGUCACAUAUCACGGUCACAGACUUGUUGUAAAUCUACCAAUUUGAACAAUUAAGAGCUACUUCUUUUUAAAGGUAACUUUCAAUAGGCAAAAAUCUUCUUGUGACCUUAAUCCUUAGGAAUAUAUGAUUAGCGUUUUAAGGUUUUGCUUGUCAUACCUUUUUCUUCUAGUGGAUGGUGGGUUCACUUUGUGGUCUACAUGGACGACGUGUAGCCAGAGUUGUGGGACUGGCUCCAAAUCAAGAAGCAGACUCUGUAACCAACCAGUACCUACAAAUGGAGGAAAAAACUGUUCCGGGGACUUCAUUCAAGCGAAGAGCUGCAAGCUUACGUCAUGUCCUGGUACGGAUAAAUUCUCUCUCUGCACUCCUUACGAGGACUAGCUUAUGCAAAGGCACCAAUAAUGAUUCGAAAAAGAAGAAAUAUGGUAAAUUUUGAGCACAAUCAUCGAUAAAGAAAAGUUACUAUUAAUAUCAAAAGAUCGUGGUAUAUAAAAUUCUGAGUCCUCCACGAGGAAGCAAAACCCAGACAUUCGGAUUUCGUGGUCCGAUACUCAGUCAUUGGCAUACACAAAAUUUUUCGGCGAGCUGAGUUAUCACUAGGUACAUAGGUAACAUGCGCGCGCAUAUUGCUGGAAUCAGCAAUGCCGAAGGCAUAAGCAUGAAAAAGUUUUUGAUAAUUUUUAUUUAUUUUGUUCGGCAAACCGCACUCUAAUUUUUUUCCGUUGCUCACACGGUGCUUAGAAAAUGCUGAUCCCUGUAGAUAAUGUUGCAGCCAGGGUAGGGGUUGGCCUUUUCAUAUUCGCUAAGCCUUUAACUCCCAUGAGAGACCAACACAGAAUUUUACAAUAUCAAUACAAUAUCAAGCAGACAAGUGAUGAGAAUAAAGAAAAUUACUAAUUAGGGGAUUAUAAGGUGAUCCAAUGCCAAAUUCUUCGAACUAAAAUCACAAGAACUGUAUGGCAGACAGUAAGGAGAAUUACCAAUGAGAUCUUAGGAGUUAAAGGGUUCAGAAGUGAGUAACAAAUCAUCGUUGAAAUGACGAGCUGCUUGACUAAAGAUAUUGCAAUAUUACGUCAUAGGAGCUGUUAAUGGUGGUUGGUCAGCGUAUUCGUCUUGGAGUGCAUGCACAGAUUCAAAGUAUUGUCUUCAAGGCAUGAAAAAACGCACCAGAAAUUGCACCAGUCCCCCUCCAGCAAAUGGUGGCGAUGAUUGUGUUGGUCUUGCUGAGGAGGUAAAGAAUUGCCCAACGGAUAAAUGCACAAGUAAGAACUAUUUCCUCUUUCUGAAUAAACCAUACAGUACUUUCGCAAUCUGAUUUGGUGUAGUAGAGAGUUUGUUAGAAGGGAGAGAAAAGGCGAUGAACCGUUGAGGUAUUAGAUGCGUAUUUCUUCUUUUUUUAUUUCGGUUCGCUUUGGGAUUCUUUUCUUGGACUCUUCUUCUUUACUUAAGAAUUGUUCACCUUAGUCCAACCAUGGAAGGGAUCUUUCUGAAUUAUUGACCAAGAGCAAGGGCUUGCGUUUUAGAUGAUAGUGCCGUAAAUUACUUUUAAUAACUUUAGCUAUGAAAGAACACUUGAUCUGAUGCCCUCGCCGACCUAACUAACUGGAGAAGGAAAUAUCUGAAUGAAAACAAUUAGAUGAUUAACUAAAAAAAACUGUUAUUGGUUUGAUGCACUGUAUCUUAAAGAGCUUAUAUGCUUUUAUUUUGAUGUUUUUUAGAAUAUCAGCCACUUAAGCUGGAAAAGACUGUAGCAGACCCAAAGUCUUGGAUUUAUCUCGAGUGUGGGGCAACUGAAAAGUUCUCUGUCAAUGGAUCCCACAAACAAAACCUGCCAUCUGGUUUGUUUUCAAGUCAAAAUUUCGGUUUCAUCAGAGCUGAACUGGAAAGCGGAUAUUUUGCAAUCCAAAUGCUCCCUGACGAUAACGACGAAUACGGAGAAAAGAAAAUAACAAAGGUUUGUUCGCAAAUGGAAUAAUGAGAAUAGCAUUGUUUUAAAACGCUGUCGUUGAAUAAGGAAAGAUGGUUUUCGUUUUGUCGCGCGCAAGUGUGAGAAAACUAUAAACUCUGGAUCGUUAACAGGUGAUCGAAACCCCAAACAUUUGGAUUUGCACUCCAAUGCUCUACCGCUAAACGAAAGAGAACUCAGUUGUUGCCUAAGCUAUAAGACACGCGCCGUGCAUAUCGUACAUGAGGGAGUAGAACGUGAUGAAUAUUAUUCUUUUUUUUUCGACAAGCUUUUGAUUACGCAAUGGUUUCGAAAUGGAACUUAAACACUUCUUAAAACUGAUUAUUGAUCCCUUCCACUCCAAAGAGAAACGAAAAUCAAUCUCUCCGUAAAAUGCUAAUGCAUUUUCAAUCGGAAAGGCGAUAAGUAGAAAGAAAAAUAUUAAUGCCAAACAGGGUUAGUACUUAAAUUCAAACCAAAUAAACAGAGCUGAACAUAAGGGUUGUAUGACAGGCGAUAAGAAAAAUUGUUACUUAGAUCUAUAGUUUAAAAGAUAGGCAAUAUGAAAUACAAUUUCUAUUUAGAUCUGCUUUGAGAUCAUCGACCCACUGACAAUCGAAAAAAUUGUCACCAACAAGGCAGCUUAUUAUGUAAAGAUCAGCGCUCUACCGGGGUGGACUAAGCCUGAAUUAAAUGAGACAAUUCCAGGAUUCACCAUCUGGAUUGAUGAGGCACAAGCUUUGAGAAAAUACGAGUUCUUAUGCGCAAAAUCCGAGAAGUAUGUCCCAUACACCGAGUUUGUUAUGCAGGAUGUCAGGUGAGCUCAUAACAUAAUGUAUUUUAAAAUUUUUUUCUGUAUUAUCAUAAUUAUUUUUUUAUGUUGCGUUAUUUUUACCUGUCGCAACUUGACAACAUUUGGCUCCAAAGCAAUUGCCGAUAUGUGAUUUCAGUCACCGAUGGACUCUAUCUGUAUUUGUUGCUGUUUAUUAUGUUAUUCGUCGAUUCAUUACAUGCGAGAAUUGACAGAUAAAAGAUCGGGUGAGCCAACUACAAAAGCCACCUCACCAAACUGUUCGCGGACCAGUUAGCCAUUCAGCCAAACUCAACCAAUUUAGCAAGCAACUUACCACUUGACAUAUCACUCGCAAGAAAACAAAAACAUAAACCAAGUAUAAGCAUGAGGAAUUUUAGAUGAACAUAUUUGCCAAUUCACAUUUGCAGCCAUUCAUCAUCAUACGUUGAACACUCUUCAAAAAAAAAAAAAAAAAAAAAAAAAAGAAAAAAAACAUGACCAUUAUAUUUAUCCUUAUCUACUCUGAUAUCUGAAAAUUUUGUCUUUGUGCUAGAUUCUCCUAUUACACCGAGGGAAAUUUCCAGACAUUUAAAGCCAAAGGAGAUUACUAUUUAAAAUCAGGAACUUUGUUCAAGACGGAAGUAAAGAAAAGCGGAGGAGUGUAUGCCACGGGGAACGCUGACUCCGCUAAUUUUGGUGAUAUGAUGGCGUCCUUUGGUUUGGAUCCACACUAUUUACCGGAACCUUUCAUUAAGGCAUUGACGUAGGUUUUAAAACACUGGACCAUCUAUUUUCGAGUGCCUUGUGUGCAAAUUUACAGGUUUUUUCUAUGCAAAUGUAUAAACUUUGGUGAUUCUCAACAUUUCUUCGUUGUUUGUUCCCGUGCGUCCGAUUUAUUAGAGAUGCCUAAAAGAAAAAGACUAAUCUACAGUAAAAGUCCUCCUCUUCCUCGAUGAAAUGCUCCCCAUUUGGUGAGCUAUCGGUAAGGCUCUCAUUGAGCCAAGCUAAAAAAAAAAGAAAAGUAUGCUUUCCGCCAAGAGAAAACUCGUUAUAGAUUCUAGCCAUGUUAAUUUUGCUCUGCGACCCUUACAACAAAGAAACAACAGUGAUGAUAAAUGAAAAAAAAAAAGAUGUAUUCAUGAAAAGAGACAGACGCAAGAUGAGUCAUUUUAGACUCACUCUACUAAAUGGUUUUUCUCGUAGACGAGUUGGCAUCUGGAAUUUUACCAUGGCUCCUGCCCAGUUACUUAGAAAUCUGCAGAGAAAUGGAGUAUUUAGAUUCACAGCAUCCAUCGACGCCCUUGGAGUGCCAGUCCACGUUGAAGUUUUGGCAGGCAUCAGAUUUGCAAGGCCGACAUUUGCUGUUGGAUUUUCCUUCGAUCGUGGGUCGUUUGGAAGGCUGGCAGAAAAACUGUCUGGAAUCGAAGUUGAUUUCCUGGACAAAUUUGGUGUAGAGCUCGAGGUAGUAAGGAUUCUAUGUUCGAACACUUUUUGUUUUAGUACCUUAAAUACAAACCCAAGCCAGUUGUGUCAAUCACUUAAAAUAUUCGUCAAUAUAUCACACGGGAACAACGAGAGUUCAAAGUGGAAAGGCGUUGCAGGCUGCUUACUUUCUCUAUUGAGAAAUUCAAUCGUUUUUAUUUCAGUGCUUGUUUGAGUUUCUUGUAACAGAAUUAUGCAGCGAAAUACAAUUAUAUGCUGACUUCUACAUUUUACUGUAUACUUUUAACUCCUCUGUAACAGAUUGGCGUAUCUUUCCACCCUCCGAGUGGCUUAGGAUUUCAGCAACUCUAUGUCGAUUCAGAGACAAAGUUUUCCAAGGAACCGCUUCAUAGUUACAUCUACACAAGUGUUCCUCAAGGUAUGUAUACCCCUGCCAAAAGAUUCUCUUCUCCUCAAGAUUUGAAGCUCACUUACACGCCAUCAUAAAUUACUUCUUUAGAGGAAACGCAAUCUGAACUAGUUAUUUUUUCUAACUUUGUAUAACAUCAGACGAAACUGCUGAACAAGUCAGACGUUUUCUUUUCAGGAUUUUUUGCCCUCAAUGAAAAUUUGUUGUUGUUAUUGUUUUUUUAGAUAAAUAAUUUUCAUUUUCGUGAACUCUUUUGGCUCACAGGAAUCUUCGCUGUAGCUCAGGUUGUCCUUCCAAAAGACUGUAAAGGCAACAAAUUCUGUGAAAUUAUGAAGAUGAUUGUAGGGCCGACAAUUAAAUGGUAUAUCACUGGUCACUUUGAAUGGAAGAAGAUCCGAAUCGCUACCGGGUUCGCUAAUGUUCGCAUCCAAGAUGGCCUUUACUUUCACAAGCUGGAACUCUACGUCGAGGUACUUGUGGAGAGACUACUGACACCUUGCUCGUUUAAAAGUUUUUAUGUUGAUUGCUCGAUACGUUUUACGAAGAUUUUUUUUACACUUUUUAUUUUAGGCGGACUGGAAUGAUACAAAAGUAAAUACUAAAAUAGGUUUCCGUGCUGAUAUCAAAGUACCAGUGAAAGGCGAAGUUUUCUUUGAUGGGAUCAAGGCUCCAGAGAGCGCUCUUUUUCUGGUUGGUGGGUUGGCAUACGACUUUACAGAGCAGGUAGUGAGCGGAAUUCUGGGAAUGAGAGGAUUCUGGCGCAAAGCAUUCUCCAUCGACUUUCUUGGCAUUGGUAACAUUUAUCUUGGGUAAGUGUUGAAUAAAUAUUCAUAUGAUAUCAGUUUAAAACCUAACUUGUUGUGCAUAUACGUUCAAAAUCCUUCAGUUAUUUAAUAUUCACAAAUUCAUGCUAUGGCUCUUAGGAUGUCAAAAACGAAUUGGAUUCCCUCCAACAGAAAAUAUAAACUAAAUUCUGAUAAUUUAGAUACUCUCAGUUGUCAUCUUUGUGUCUUAAAACAUCCAAGAAGAAUCCAGACUACUGAUGCAGAUUUGAUCUCUUGUCACUUGCUUUUUGCAUUACAGUCUGACCUACCAAGUUGGGGUACCUUUACCUAUUACCGGUGUCAAGUUUGGAAUGGGAAUCGAAUAUGGAUACGACUGUCUUAAACCUGGAGACUUUACUUAUGAAGUGAGCUUGAAGACAUGUGUUAUACGCCGCGAACGCAAAAUAAAUUGGUGCUAGGAACUAUUGGAAUACUGAUUGAAGAAGACAUUGUUCAUGGUUAUCUUUCCCUUCCUCGAUGCUCACAAGAAGUUAAGAGAGCUCUAUCGUCAGGGAAACUAUAUUGUGGAGGAUUUAUUCAAGAAUGUAUAUGUAUCAGUAUUUGUAUUACUUGUAUAUGUCUCCGUAUGAGUAUCCAGCAGCUCAGCUCGGGUCCCAUGUCACAACUGUUAUUGGAGUUUAAUAACACGUAUUUAUUAAUUCAGUUUUAUCCAUUGCCUCGUAUAUUUAUUCUCUGUUUUCAUUAGGGGCAUUGUUUUGGAGGCAGUGGCUACUUUGGGGUUGGACAGCCACAGUUCUUCUACGCUGAAAUGACAGCAAUGACUCUCGGGAAGAUUAUACGCCUCUUGGGAUUCACAUUUGAACUUCCACCUCCAAUAGCUCAGUCUGGCUUCCCAGAAGGCGCUGCGGUACGUUUUCCAAUUUUUGGUAAAUGUCGCUGUUAGCUUCUUGCAUCACUCUUGCCAAUAUCAAAAAAGUACACGUACGAAGAGCACCAAUAUAGUUGCAAACGUGAUUCUUUUUAUGGGGCAGCCAACACCCUUUAAGGAUCAAUGAAGUAGAGUGUUAGAGUGACAAGGCUGAUAGAUUAUGUCACGGAAAGUUAUUUUCUUUUAAUCAGGGCGUUGAAAAGCAAAUAAAAUACACUCGGGUGAGAAUCCUUACCCGACAUACUUGUUGUGUAUUUUGAAGUUUUGGGGUUUCCUCAAAUCCCAACCAUAUGAUUAAAAUAGACCGCUACGAAGGAGAAGAUAUCAAUCUGAUUCAGAACAAAUUUAUCAUUACAGGGCUCAUACGGCGAAUCUACUGUGGAUUUAAGAAUCACUGGUGGUUCAUUCAUUCCUGAGGGUCUUAUGGUAAGAGGAAAGGUCAAUAUUCUGGGAUGGACAAUUUCUGCGUUUGCUAAACUAUCAGAUUCGGUAAGCAAAUAUAUCAGUUUUGUUUUGUUUGCUAUCUAGAUAUUAAAAAUUGACCAUAGCGCGAACAGUAUUUGUCUUGGGAAACACCUACGAUGAAGAUCGUUUGUGGAAUGGUGUCAUAUUUAAUUUAUUGGAUAUUAUCAACUAUCAACAUGACGAUAGGGGGCAAAUUGAGCCAUGUCAGAUUAUUCAAAAGUAUUGACUAUUAAAUCUAGAUUUAUUUUAAAUAAUCAUGAGUUAUUCUGUUCUUAAGGUUCAUGGCGAUUUAUUUUUCUUGUUUUGAUCUUUUUCAGUCAAUUAAAAUAGAUCUAAAACCAGACCCAAUAAAAAUCUUGGAUCUGGCUACGAUCGUUAAAAGCCCAACUGAACCAGAAAAGGGACCUUCAUUCUUCGUCGAAGCCAAAAAGGAUCCAAUCUUUUUCGAAGUAAGCGGCUACUGAUUCAUACUAUCUAGAAUUGUCCGGCAUUAACCUAAGUACCUGUCACACCCCUCCUAAGAUAAAUUAAAAGCAUAUUUUAGCGCAUACAAACAAUUGACUUAAAGUAAGCCUCUUUCUAAUUUAUUGCUUCGCGUGGAGAUUCUUUAAGAAGCUUUUUCAACAACUACAAGUUGAUUGAAUUUUACUGGCACAAGCUCUAUGUCGAGCCCUUAAUAAUGGAAAACGGGAGAAUUGUAAUUGAGAGAUUUUUCGUUCUCAAUCUUAGAGCUCUCUAGGCUUUUUCGCUUCUGACCAAGAAUCAAACACAAGUUAACGUAAUACGAAUCGCUUAAUCUCUACAAGACAAAACAAGUUCUAGUUAAGUAUCGAGAAUAUUCCGGAAUGGUCCAUAGCAGCUUCUGUUCUGCCUUACUUCGCUAUGCGAUUGGUCCUCUCGACCAAUCGAUCAGAUCGAGUGCUGAAACCGAUUGUGAUUUGCUCACUUGUGUUCUCCCGCGCUUCAAGCACUUUCCUUGUUUUUCUUUAGCAUUUUCACCGGCUUCUUGUGUAAUUUUGCACUCCUCUGAUUGGCUGUUAUGGCUACGUCAGUUUUGGUUUGCGAAUCUUCAGCGAAAUGCGCCUCAUUGAUAUACACUUUUUUCAUUAUCAAGAUUUACCCUUGGCAUAUCAUGACGGAAUAUUAUUUAAUCACCCACACAGGCUUUUAUAGAAGGAUAUAUAGAUCUUUUGGGGAUCUUGGCCUACUGCCGGCUGAACCUGACGAUGACUCAUAUGGAGCUAGUAAUUCAAGGAAAUUUCCUGGGUCUCAUCAAGGCUGAAGUGUUCGUGUCAUCAGCCUUCAGUUUGACCUUCUUAGGCUCCAAGUUCUACUGCAAAGUCUCACUGGACCUAAAUGGAUUGAAUAACGUAAGAAAAUGGGCAAAUAGUUAGGAAUAAAACUCUUCAAGUUUGAUAAUAACAAGGCAUUUUUUCACGUGAGAGCUGGGGAUUUUAAUAUUUAUUUAUUUUGUCAUUUUAGUUGCUGUUAUAUAUGGAUUGAGACUGAGAAACUAAACCUUUUCUCAAACAUCUUAAAAUUAUUAAAUUUAAAUUUACUCUGUUUCUUAUUGAUAUGUUCCUGAUUGAUCAAUCUGGAGCCGCAUAUAUUUUUGCGUAUAACUGAUGAAUUUUUAUAAAAUAUUGUUUCGCAGGCCCUAGAUGUCGCAGCUGAGGCUGUUAAAAGUGCUUUUAAUGAGGCUCAAAAGAAACUUGCAGAUGCAAGAUCUGCAGUCAUAAAGGCAAAGGAGGACUGUAAACGGAAGAUGGUACUCAAAUGUGACAACUGUAGAAAGCUUAAAUGUGCUCAAGCAGUAGUCAACUGUAAAGGUUUCUUGGAUAAAGCUGGAAAAUGGAUUGGUGGUGUUGUCGAUAUGGCUGGUAAUUAAUGUUAGAACUACACAAAGUGAAUGUCAGAGAUUGAUAGAAUGAUCUGCAACUUCACAGUUCAUACUGCAGCACCUGAAAUAAGCUGUAGGUUAUCUCAUUGAAGUUUUUCCCUCAGAGCAAUUUUUAAUUCAGUAUCGUAGAAACAAACUCAAAGUAUAAAAAAGCAAAUUAUCUGAAGCGCGUGAGAGCAAAAUUCUUGAUUUGUUCCAAUUUGAAAUCUUAGUUUGGAAGAUGUGGCGAGGUUCCCAGACAAUUCAAAGAGCAAAGUAAAGCAAAACCAGCAUAUUACUUUCAACAAGCAAUUGAAACUGAUCUAUGGAAGCACUUGAAUCUUUCUUUAUCAUAUUUUCUGCUUUUCAAGGGAACUGGAUAAAAGGAACUAUAAAGAAUGUUGAUCAAGCUUUAGCUCCGGUAAGUGAAUAGGGCUAUUUAGAUUCUUAAUUUGAAAAUUAUGACAAUGACAAUAAGACUGAUGAGAAUGAUGAUAAAAGUGAUAGGUAUUUUGAAACGAUCAGGUUGAAAGUUCAAUUUGAGUCAUGUUCACUUUUCAAAGCGAACCAUGAUCUCUGGAACAAUAAUGAAUGCGUUUAGUUUCUGCUUAAAAAAUGAAAGUCUUUUAACUCAAUUAUGAGACUCCUUGAUGAAGCUGAUUUUGGUGAUGAUAAAAUACAUUUCCUAGUAAGUAACACGUCCACUCAAAGGAGCACCAGACGUAAACAUAGUCUUCAUCACAGGUUGCUAAUGCCAUCAAGAAAUUCUUCAAAGGCUGGAAAAGAAAGAGAGCAGUACACGACAUGCGCAAUGAGAACUUUGCACUUCAUGUCCGCCGACGCCGAUUUAUUAGUAAAAUAUUAUGCGAAGGCCUGGUUGGCGGUGGCUGCAGUUGUGAGUGUCUUAGCCAUAAAGCUAUGUCUUAAAAUUUCACCAUUUAUGAAUUUGUCGACCGAAUAGUGUUAAAUAACGUAUUGUAGUGAGUUGCAUUGAUUUGAAAGUAUGUUUUUUUUAGUACUUCUCUCCUUCGCAGUUAUUGUUUAGUAUUGUCAUGUAACGCGUGUUGUGUGACACAAUUUACCUGAUGUGUUAAGAUCUUAACAACGGCAACGAAAAAAAAUCUAUUUUAUCAGAGGCAAAGGUAGGACUACCCUUAUGUUGAGGGGUAGGGGCAUAAUUUCCAUCAAUGGUCAUACUGGUAUUUGUGGGGCUGCCUGUUUUGCUUUCUCUAUGGAGAGAUGAAUGCAUCCUUGGACCCCUCUUCGCCAUCAGGCCAUGAACUUCCAUGAACCACACCAAAUACCUUUCAUUGCCGCUUUUAGCUGUAUCUAACCUUUGUGAAGGAUCCUGCCACCUUGGGGACCACAUCGGGAAAGGCCUGUGUAACGUUUUAGACAUUGCAGUUGGCCUCCUGAAGUUAACAGAGACGACCUGUAACUGGGUCAGCUAUCAAGCUAUCAAAUACGUCCUAACACAACUUUUCAGAGUCUACAGGUAACUAACUUUGUACGGAGAAAGAGAAAAAUUUGGUGCGAUUCACAUGACUCAACUUAACCUAUGACAGUUAAAAUUUGAUCCACGCUGCCUUCAAGCCAAAAGCUACGUGGAGUAGCUUUCGGCUUGAAAACAUGUUGUUUCCUUUACGAAAAGAAAAAAAAAAAUGGAAGAAUAUCCGCUUGGGCCGAUUCAAUUUCCAAGUUUGCAUUUGAAGGACCAAUUGGAACGUUCCAUGAUAAAAAUUAGGGCAAAUGAAUGUCUCUUUGAGAAAUUUCUUCGGGUCGAAUUGAUUUGCAUCCGUGCAUUACUUAGCACAGUAAAACUAUCUGAGGCGUAUCUAAUUUUUGGAUCAGAUGGUUUCGAUGAGUUGGGUUCACCCCGUUGUUUCUUCCCUAAGAAAAAAGAGAAUUUUGUUUGAUUGUGGUUUAUGGAUUCUGUUUUUUUCAAACAUAGCAUCAAAUUUGAGUUUUCACUGGCUGCUUACGCACUGGGAGGGAACAGCAAUCUCAUAUUCAACGCAGCAUUCGACUUGAUGAUAUUUGGGAGACGUUUUUAUCUGGCAACUGAUUUCAACUUGAGAGAUGCGAUCGGUAGCCUGAAAAAGGGAGCAGAUAAAGCUACGGAGUGGUACAAGGAGAAAAUGAAUAAAAAGGGAGCAACAGACACUGAGGAGAAUUACUACGAUAAUGCAAAUCCUUACGCUGAUUUUGACAUGUCAGGUACAUAUGUUUAUCUAUUAUCAAGAGAAAAUUAUCAUUUCCUCCUGUAAAUAUUCCUUGAUUAUGCAUACACUACCUCAGUUUUACGCAAAUGUAUCCGUUGAAUAUAACCAGUGACUUUUACGGGACUUCCAAACUCUGACAUCCUCUUUUCACCACCUCUCCUAAUUCUUUGUCGUGAAAUACUGAGAUUAAAAAAACCGACUAAGAUGUAUUUCCCGUUUAGUUGCGGCUUAUAAGAGCUGUUAUUUUAAGGCUAGUGUCUUUACCAUCUUGAAACUCGAUUGAAAGGUUUUCUAAGAAUUCGAAAUAAGCCUGCAGUUUCGUUUGUUUUAGAAACGUUACAUGCACUUUAUUACCUUUCCAAUAAUUGGAGAAAAUUUUCUAAUAUCUAUAUUUUACUUGCUCUGUAGAAAUAUUCUUGAUAGAGAAUCAGCAAUCAGCCACAGAUGACAGACGCGGCGCUUGUUUUUUCGUUGAAUCCAAGACAGAUGGCGCUCUUAUCAAGGUAACAGGUUGUAAUGAUACAGAUGAGAGACAGAACUGGGCCUACACUAUGAAAGGACAAAUCAUGGUAAGUAGCAUUGUAGUAGAUAUUAUUCAUGUAGCCAUUUUGAAAGAUGUUUUUUUGCUGCUAAUUUAGUUACAAGUAGAUUUCGUGUGGAGAAUUGAGAAUAUUCUCGAUCCCAGUUAGCCCGUGGCAGAGCUUAUCGUUCUUGAAUUAUUCUUCAUUUAGAAUACAUGGUCCCAGUUGUGUAUUGAUUCAAAUGGAGGAUCAAAAAAUUUCAGAUUGAAACAAACCAAAUGUGAUCCGAGAAAAGAUGACCAGAAUUUUCAAUGUGAUUUGGCGGUUAGAUCUCUAAUGAGAAAGCGAAGCGAUCAGUGCUGGACACUGGGUGAGUGAAUUUGUGCUGUUUUUGUGUUGUUUGCUCUGUAUGACUUCCUCCUACACAUUCAUCUAUCUGAAAUAUUCUCUAAGAAACUUGCCAGCAAUUUAUAUUUACAGUUGUAGAUUUUUAGCUUUUGAUUCUUUUUGAAGUUGGCCAGACGGAAAACUUACGUAGAAACCACUUUGUAAACGACACUAUUCUCUGGCUUCUAUUGGCUGUUAAAUUUACCAAAAUGAAAAAAAUUAUGCCUUAUCGCCAGUCAUUCAUGACUAGCCCAUAACAAAUCUGGCCUUCAAAUCUCCUGUGAUAAUGUCCUGUUACAUUAAGGUAUUGUUGCACUACGGGCCAGUUAAAUUGAUCACCCUGCCGUUUUUAAACAAUUUCUCUUUAUUGAGUGACUUUGUAAGUUUUAUUUUUUCAACACGAUUUUUACAAUGAUCAUAACCAUUACAAUUUCCUAAAAUGUGACUGGGGCAUUAGCUGCUUUAUUUUUCAAAAAUCAUUCUGUACGUUUGUAAUCGGACAGUUGGCUGUAAUCGGACAGUCAAAGCAGCCAACCAUACUAAAUCCUCUUAGUUAAAUCCACAAUCAUAGAAUUGAUCACAAUAACUAUGGCAACAACCACAAUUCUGGGGAAUUUCCAAAAUGGAGGAAUUUUUCACUUUACACACUGUCUCUACUGGAAAUGUUAGGCUUAAAUGUAUUUGUUUGUUUUUUCGGAAAUUGUAACAGUUAUGAUUAAUUGAUAACAUGACUUCGUGUCGUCCAAUUCAGCCUGUAAUCAUGCUCGUGAUUAAGAAAUCAGACUCCCGCUUCGCGGUAAUCCGAUUUUGUCAAUCGCUUGUUUGAUUACAGAUCGAAUAGGACACCACUCGUUCCUAGUACCAUUAUAAUUUAUUUAUCUUCAGGGAAGACAAGCUUGAAUGGACCUGGCUCUUUGGUUCAUCUUGGAUCACUGAAGUGUAUUCAUCCACAGGGAGGAGGCUACAAUGUAGCCGAGGGAACAAAGCUGCUUAUUCAUUGCGGAUGCAGUGAGAGCAGGUAAGAUAAAAUAUGUUUAAGCCUGCCUAUUCUUCUUUGAUUUAGGGCAGUAUCACCCUCCAUUACAAUGGAGCUUGUUAAUAAAUAGCGUAAAUCUUGAACAUUCGGGCUGCUUAUCUCCCUCAGUGCAAUGGCUUUGGUGGAAACUAGAGGGCUGUUGCUUACUCAUUAUGAGAACGCAAGAUUACAUUAAGAACAAUAGGGCUUCACAUCUGAGCUACAAACCCAACAAUAACUCACAGAUGGGAAAACUGACGGAUUCGCAAGCUUACCUUAACCUAUAUGAAAUCAAUCAACAGAUUAGAAUUCGUCCUGCAAAAUGGUAAUUUGGUUCAUGCCAAGAGUGGAAAAUGUGUACGGCCUAUGGGAGAAGUCUUGGAUGGUGUUGCACUUGGUCUGUACUCGUCUUGUGAGGGGCAUCAGUUUAGCUUCACUGCUGGAGGGUCUCUACAGCACGUUAGAAGCAGGAAAUGUGUCAACACCAGAUCUGGAGUAAGAGUAGAAGUAGAAUAACGCAGUUAAAAUGUCUUGGAAGAAAUAUUUCAGCCUUUGGGAUUUUGUCGGGCCACAGGAUUUGCGGUUUAUUUAUUUACCAAUCCAAAUCUUAUAACUGUGAUUCUGUCAGAGUUUGAUAGCAGGCAAUGUCAAAUUAUGGUUAAUUUUUGUUCUAUUUCCUUAUUUAACAGACAAAAAUUGAUCUAAAAGAGUUGAGGGUAUUUUUCAUCUACAGCUUAAGUUCGUUGUGCUUUUUUUCUCUUUUAUCAGAAAAUGAAAGCCGCGAACAAUGAAGAUAUGGUGCUUAGAAGCAAGUGCGAAAAUAGUGACACUUCCCUCACCAAGGAACAUCUUCUCUUCAGUUUCGUUCCGAGUAAGUUGUUCUAGAACGUCUGUUUGUUGGCUUUUUUUUCUUAGAUAAUGACCUAAGAAUCAGAAGGGUAUGAGAGUGUGUAAUAAUUUGAUGCUUUUUGUAAAGCUGACAAACUUCCUAUCUUCUUUGUUCAGCUGAUCCAAGCGUUCAUCUCGAGAGGUGUACACAUUUUGAUAGAGCAAGGCUGGAUCAGCGGUUUGAGGUCAUGGACGAACCAGCCGUUAGCAUUUGCAGCAAAUUCGCAAAGAGUAAGCUCAAAAUUAACUUACCUUUGAUGAUUAAACGGAAAACGAUUACAAAAAAAAAAACAAGGAAAACAUUCAAAACAUUAAUUUAUUCUUAUUUUAAAACAGCAAACGCGAUAAUUUGACGGUAGUAACAACUGAUAGCUUAUUGUAAUAGCACAUUCUUUAAAGUUGUAUUUCUUCUGCACAACAUACACAUGCAUACCGAGGCUUAAGAUGGUUUUACUCUUUAAAUUUCAAUUAAAAUAGUUACGACCUUCUUUAACCUUAUCUGAAAUAAUUCCGUUUAGAUCUUGCAUACAAGAAGGCAACAGAGCAGUCAAGUACUGAUAAAAAUGGAUUCAGUUACCGAGUUGUCGACGAAAACUAUUCGUCCCACUAUGAAGAUAAGUCUUGUGCACAAACCAAGAAAGAAAAGAAUCCUUGGUGGGCAGUUGACCUUGGAAGAGAGUACAUUGUCACUGGUACGUAAACUAAAAAAGCUAUGAGUCCAUGGCUUCCAAAUUACUGACCCAAACAAUUAUGAUUUUUUUUUUCGGUGGUAAAAACCCUCGGGAAGUUUGUUAAAGCACCACAAUUCCCCUUCUAUAUUGAAAUAUUUUCAAGUUACUAUUUUAUUAUUUUGAAACGGUCCAUUUUUUUGUUACCACCGUUGACAAGGAGGUCAGGGGAAGCAUUUUAGCAGUUGUGUCGAGGAUUUAAUAAUUUUUUUUAUAGUUUGAGAAGAGUCCUACAGUCUUUGCUUUGAUAUUUUUCCUCUCCGAUAUCACCCCUCAAAACACCGAUCAGAAUGAUCAUCAGCUUCCAGUUGUUGAUGCAUCUUAAUGAUUCUUCUCAGAUGUGAUGAUUGUCAAUCGCUACAAUAACUUUGAAAGACUCACGAACUUUGAUGUUAAAGUCGGUGUUAGCAAAAACAACACAGAAAAUCCAACAUGUCACGACCGUGUGGGGACUGUAGGCAAGGGACAGGCUCUGAGAGUCCAGUGUGAUCCACCAAUCCCAGGACGAUACGUGUCAGUGCAGAUGUUCGGAGAAGGGAUUUUAUCCUUAUGCGAGGUUGCAGUGUAUUCCAGAGUUGGUAUGUCAAGAAUAACGAUAACGCAUACGUUUUAUAGACGCGGGCAGAAGGCGGCGGUUGAGAAUUCUUUUCCCUGGUGCCCUCUAGAAAUGCUUUUUUGUAUUUGCCUUUUGUUGCUAAAUGUAAAGGCGCAACACGAUGAGUAAAUAAAUUGUACUUCCAUUCGCCGUUCACGUGUCGGAUGUGUCUGUACCAAGGCUCCUAUCAUGUUUCCUUUUUCAGUUUAAAAUUUUGAUUUGAGGAAAGUGAUGUCCUUAAUUACUUUGCCAAAUAAAGAGCUUUAAUUGCCCUUCCCAAUAUUCAAAUCACUUUGUUGGUGUGUCACCUUUACCAGGUGCCUUCGCAGAUUUAUGUCAACUCAAUAAUGGCGGCUGCUCACAGGUUUGUUAUAACCUGUGUAACCUGAAAGUCAAAUGUGGCUGUUGGCCUGGUUAUACUCUGGCUUACGAUGGAAAGACAUGCACUGGUAAGAAAAGUUAUCGUUCCUUUUUGUUUCUUUUUUUUUCUUUUUUCAUCCUUUUUUUUUCCAGUGGAGUUGGUGUUGGUGUCAUGCGUUUUAGGUUGUCACGGUAGCUAUCUCCAUAAAUACCACAGAAAGCAAAACAGUUGGUAACUCAUUGAGUGAUAAAAUUUCCCAUCAGGUUUGAACUUAAGUUAAAUUUUGAGUCGAUUAAAGAAAUGUUCAUCCUAUAUAUUUACAGAGCUCUCUACGGCAGGUAGGACUUGGUGGAACUCCUAAGAAUCGAAUGACAGUUCAAAUCUUGGCUUCUCAUAGAUCUGUUUCACGAAGAAGCUGGCUUAAUUUGCUCUAUUUUCCUUUUUCAGACAGAGAUGAAUGCCAAAUAAAUAAUGGUGGCUGUGAUACUUUAAAUGGCCUGUGUAUCAACACUUUGGGAAGUUAUCACUGUCAAUGCAAACAGGGAUAUCAAUUUCGAGAGAAUAGUGAAUUGAUUUGUGAGGGUAAGUAACCACAACAAUUAAUGUACCUUGCCUUGACAAAGUUUACUUCUUACUUAAAUGGAUAAUGAGUGUUUUUAAGAUAAAAUAUUACAACUUACCUUCCAGGUCGUGUUAAAAACUUUUUUGUCGUUUUUUGUUGUCUCAACUAAUAUAACGCAUGAGUUAUUAAGCCUGCCAGUUGAUUAAACGUGCAGUGACUACUGCGCAAAUAUAAUAACAUGAGUGUCCUUAACCCUUUAACUCCCAGAAGUGAUCAAUAUGAAAAUUUUCCCAAUAAUAUCCUUACAUUUUCUAACAAAUAGCUAAUUAGAAUAUUCAAACUCGUCGGGUAGAAGUCGUUGUCUUGAUCUACCACCAAAUUCUCGUAACUAAUUUACAAGAACAUGUAGCAGCUAGAGGGGAGAAUUACCAAUCAGAUCUUGAGACUUGAAGGGUUAAUUGUCUAAACGUUUUUAACCUUGUGUCCUCAGAUUUUAAUGAAUGUCACAUGAACAAUGCCGGAUGUGAACAAAUUUGCAGCAACAGCAAAGGAAGUUUCAACUGUGAUUGCAGAGCAGGAUUCAAACUCAAGGCAGAUAAAAUGGGUUGUGAAGGUAAUGGACGAACAGACCGUCAAGAAAAUGUCUAUACUACAUCUUGUUGGGACCCGAAUUUGUUAAUGCGCGUAUUGUUAUUAUUUCCAUUUUAAUUAAAGUAAUCAUCAUUUCACGAUUAUGGGAACUUUACUUCGUCAAAGAUGAUACCUUUUUAAAUGCACUUGUUUAUGAAACUGUCAGUUAAAUAAGCUAAUACUUUCGUGCAGAUAUCGAUGAAUGUGCUUCGAUUGACAAGGGUGGCUGCGAGUAUAAAUGCAGUAACUAUGAAGGAGGAUAUUACUGCACUUGCCCUGCUGGUUAUCGACUGAUGGACGAUAAUAAGGGAUGUGAAGGUACUCCAGUUGACGCAUUUUUCAGUCAGAGCUUGUUUCAAGGAAGGCUUCAACAUCUAUAAGUACUAAAUACUUUUAUAAACCUCUGUUUGACAUCUGAAUUGACGUUUGACAUCUGAAUCAAACGAAAUAUGUUUCCGUAAUUCUGGAAAUGUGACUUUUUAGUCAGGGAUUAUAUCAACGAAGGCUUCAACAUCUAAAAGUACUAAAUACUUUUGUAAACCUCUGUUUGGAUAAAAUUGUCAUCUGACAGAAACAAAGCUCACUGCCAAAGUAAUUUGUAUGCUUCUCCGUUAAAGAGAUUUAUCCUCCAGUUUUAGAGGUCCCAUUCCGUGGUAGAGUCACAUCAGAAAUGACAAUAUAAUGUUUAAUAUCUGAAUCAAACGAAAUAUGCUUCCGUAAUUCUGGAAAUGUGACUUUUUAGUCAGGGAUUAUAUCAAGGAAGGCUUCAACACCUUUAAGUACUAAAUACUUUUAUAAACCUCUGUUUGGACGAAAUUGUCCGGCAUCUAACAGAAACAAAGCUCACUGCCAAAGUAAUUUGUGUGCUUCUCCGUUACAGAGAUUUAUUGUCCAGUUUUAGAAGUCCCAUUCCGUGGUAAAGUUACACCAGCGAUCUGCACUGACGACCGUGCAAAUAUCAGACGUAACACUGUAUGCUCGUAUGGCUGUGAGACUGGACACCAUCUGGUAGGCGACGAUAAAGUGUUAAUUUGCCAGAUUGAUGGAAUGUGGAAGGGAACUGUUCCAUUUUGCAAGCGUAUGUGAUACAAGUUUAUUUCACUCGUUGUUAUAUUUGUCAACGCUGUAGAAAGAUAGCAAGAGCAUCUCCCUUCUCCAGUCAACUCAAUGAUUUUUCCCUAAGCGUCAAAACGGCUAAAUGUAUAUGACAAGAAGCUCAAUUGUCGUUUGUAAGAAAACGUCAAUGCAAACUUAACUGAUAAUGAUUUCAUACCGCCAGAGAAAUUUUCUGUAAUUAUAACAUACAUGUAAUUUACCCAAGGAAAGUUUACACGAUUACCUUGCUACUCCUAAAAGCUUAGUGAAAACAAUUUCACGUACGAAACUCCGCAAAUUUUUGCAUUUCUGAUCAGUCAAAAGAUUUAAAACACCGUCUCCCACACCAUCUUAAGAGCUUCAGAGCAUUACUCCCCCCUCGGCUUAAUACGUCUCACACAAUCGCUACGCGUAAGUCAAUAGUUCACCAUGGUUACGUCUUUCUGUGAAGAAAUCUGAUGAAAUAUAAGGUGGAGGUGUUUCCCAACUGAUUGCUUUUCUUUAAAAGAUAAAAUUGUCUUUGCUUUCUCCUUUGUAAAUUUUCAGCGGUUGUGUGUCCGAAGUUGGCUUUACCAGAAAAAGCUGGAGUGAUUCCGGUUUCAUGUUCAGAAACAGAUGUUGAGUACGGAACAGAAUGUGUGUUCCACUGUGAUGAUGGCUUUGAACUAAAAGGUCCACGGUACACCACAUGCAAAGAAGAUACUUCAUGGAGUGAGAUCGCACCAUUGUCUUGCGUAAAAGGUGUGUUGUGAAAUGGUUAUUUACAGGGAAAACGCAGUCAACUUAGAAACGACUUAUUGUGUUGGGAACGAGGUUGAAAUAAACACAUUACCUGGUCGCCAUAGGAAUUUAGAGGGUGGUGCCUUUGAACACAUUGCCGUAUAAAGCUGUAGGCUUUUGAAAUAAUUAUCAUGAUAAUUUUCCUUACUCAUCGAUCCAAGCUCAUUUAAGAACGAUUGUGACUAUUAUUGGAUAAGUGUACGGGUAGUAUCUGAUAUUUCUGCUAAUGCCACACUUUGGGUUACCGAUAUUUGUUUAUAGUCGACACAGAUCCAUGGAUCGAGUGUCCAAUCGACAGAGUAGAAGAUCUUGAUCCAGACAAGUCCACUGUGGUGCUUGGUUACAAGUGGCAACUUCCACGAACCAACAUGAAGAACGUGACAGUAUCGCCUAGAAACUACGAUGAGAAUUAUCCAUUCUCUGUUGGCAAACACCGAGUCACAUGGAUGGGUGCGAGUGAAAGUGGAUCACAGCUUAGCUGUAGCUUCUACAUAAUUGUGAAUGGUGAGAUUUUGUUGCCGUCUAUUGGAAGACACUCUUGAUAAAGCUGUGAUCAACAGCUGAAAAGUCUCCUUGCAAAUCACAAAAUUGUUAAAAAUUAGGUUGCGCGAUUGAUGCAAUUUAUGCUAGAUGUGACAGAAUGUGAAGAAUCCCAUCAAUUUGUUGAGAUGUUUCCUACAUGUACAACUGAUCUUAUCUGUUGCGAUAUUUCAUCAUUUGACAUGAAUGGAAAACGGGAUAAGAUCGUUCGUACUAUGUAAGUACCUGAGCUAUAAGGAAGAAAUUUUAUAAAUAAUCACGAUAUAAUUCUUUUCAAGUUUUAAUGUUUCUUAUUGUCUUAUCUGAAGACGUAACCCCACCCUCAGUCCAAGGUUGUCCAGCCUCAUUUACAGACGUCACCGACUCUCAUCAAAAGAGUGUCACGUGGGAAGAGCCAAUAUUCACUGACAAUGUAGGCGUUGUCAGUGUGUUAUCCAAUCGUCAGCCAGGUUUCGAGAUGGAUACCUUUACGUCGAUAAAUAUCAGAUAUACUGCCACUGAUGCAUCAGACAAUGAAGCGUUCUGCACUUUUAAUAUCACAGUGGAGGGUAUGCAAUAUUUAAAAGCAUAAAUUACCAAAGUUUUUCUUCAACAAGAUUGCUCGUCCGGAAUAUCACUUUUAUGUUGCUAGUUAAAGCAACUACUCAAUGAAAACCGUGACUUUCCUUCGUCUUUGUUCUUUUUAUUUUCCACUUAGAAUUGAAAUAAAUACUAAUCUCGAAAUAAGUCCUUUAAGCAUACUUAACCGCUAUGCGAGAUGAAAUUGUUGAUUUAUUCAUUUGUGAACUUUCAUCCCGGUUAUUGAAAUGAGAUUUAGUUUCCAUCAAAGUUCAUAGGAGAGAUUUCACCCAUGGCUCUAGUAUCAAGUACGAGAUUUAGUGCAAGAAAUCUUUUUUUGGUCAGCUGCGAUAAGAUCCAGACCUCGGUUGCUAGGCUAACCCACAUUUGCAACUGCGCCGGUCGAAUUGCCAUAUGGGAGAGAAUGUUGAACUUAGUUCUUAUGGAGAGGCACCGACUCCUACCUUACGUUUCUCGAACCUUGUAAUUUUAGGUUCAACUUGUAUGACCAUUAAUCCUCCAAGAAAUGGCACAGUUACGAAGAUGGGCUGGUUCCUUCAGCUAAAAUGCAAUCCUGGAUAUUUCUUCAACCCUCCUCCCUCAGGAUCAUUUGGUCUUUUUCAAAACCACGUGUACAGGUGUCUAGGAAAUAAGUGGGUGGCUCAGAGUGAUGGAGUGUCCGUGUUAACAAAGGCACCAGAUUGCGUGGGUAAGUAUGAUACCGUUCUUGGGCUUAAUUAUCAUAAAAAGUAUGAGUGUUAUUUUUAAAGUGUUGAUAUUAUUAUAAUUAUUGUUAAUAUCUUUCUAAUAUCCCUUUAUUUCUUUAUUAGCUCACGCAACUUCUUAUGGCCGUUCGUUUUGCAAGGAAGGUAGCAUUUCUAUUGAAAGCAUCUGCGGUAAGUCGGGACAGAUAAUAAUAAUAAUAAUAAUAAUAAUAAUAAUAUCAACCAAAAAAACAUUCUCAUUGACUUGAUCUCUCUAAAAAUGUAAACACCCUCUUACAUAUGCUCUUUUAGUAAAAGGCAAGAGAUCUGAAAAUUACCCAGGUUUCCCCACCUCCCCCCUCCCCCCCCCCCACCUGAUAUGCGUAGGCGGCAAGAGAACAAUUUCAAGCUCACACCUUAACGUUCAAAUCGCUGAAACAGGAGACACGCGGAGGAGGGGUUGGGGGAGGGGGGAGUGAGAAUCUGGCAGCAAGAAAUCGUUGAAAGAGCCGCUUGCGUAAAAAAAUGAGUGCAAGCACUUUGAUAAAGAAAAACCAAAAAGAAAGCCCAAGUCACUUGCUCCUUAUCAACAGCGUAUAAUUCAGCAGAGAGCUUAUCUUGUCAUUUUGAUAAUUGUUUUCAUUGUUCAAUUAAUUCAUUGUUUUUGUCAUGUACUUACCUAUGUAGACUCAUGUCUAUUUUGUUGUCAGUGAACUGCCCACCCGGAACAUAUAGCGACAGCCAUAGCAACACAUGCGUAGAAUGCAACCCGGGAUUUUAUCAGGACCAGGAGGGAAUGACAGAAUGUCAGCCAUGUCCAAAAAGUUAUUCACACAUUAUAAAAGGAUCUAAAUCGAGUGAUGAUUGCAAACGUAAGAUGAGCAUUGUUGGGUUCGACAAUAGCUGGAAUAGUGUCAUUUGAAACCUCACAGUAGCAGUAUCGUGCCAAACAAAUUUGAUUUUCAACCCCUCAUGUUGAGCUAUAUUGAGCUGCUAUGCUCCCCAGAAAUAUAACCUGCCAUAAUAAAUGCAAACUCAAGUUUAGAUUGCAAACGAAUAAUUGAAAACCAACGGUUCGACCGAAGCUGAGAGUCUGAUUUUUAAAGUCCCAGUAGAGUGGCAAAACAUUUGGUGAUUGUUCUUUACAUUCUCAAGCCUUUAUAUUUUUUGCAAUUUUUUCCUUAACCCUUGUAACUUCUGAUAAUAACUUCUUUCUUAGCUUCAAAUUUCUCAAAGAAUGUUUUUGUUAGGAAAACAAAGAAAUUUAUUGUUUUGUUGAAAGCUGUAACUCAUUUCAUCUCCUUUGAAAUCUAGCAAUCUGCAGACAUGGGCACUACUCUGUUAAUCACGGCAUGGCACCGUGCGUGGAAUGUCCAAAGGGAACAUACCAAAACAGAGAACAACAGACUAUGUGCCAUGCGUGCCCAGUAGGAUCGAUUACAACUAACGUGGGAAGUGUUUCAUUGUCUGACUGCUUCUGUAAGUAUUGGACCUAUGGAGUUAAAAGAUUAAACUACAGAUCAAAUUAUAUUUAGUAGUGAGUGGAUUCUGUGAAGGUAAAAUCGUGGAGAACUUGGAAAAAAGAACUCUGGAACAAAAAUGGGAUCCAGGAACGAACUCCACCAAAAUUUGACGCCAACUAAAUGAAUCGAACCCAGGCUACAGCAGUGAGGUCGAGUGUUCAUAUCGCUGUGCCAUUCCUACACCCAAGGAUCUCUGCUUGAACGUUAAAACUAAUUGUUAUCGAUCCCGUGUGCUAUUCAAUUUUCGCAGCUCCUCUCCGUAUCAUGAUGACCAUCCCGGAUUCUGAUCAUGUCGUGAAUGAGGAAACAACCAUUACGCUCGCUUGUUACAUUGAGGGCAUCCCGACUCCAGCAAUAACAUGGACCAAGGUUGAUGGUAAGAUUCGUUAAGCAUUUCAUGCUCUUGAUUAAUGGCGUCCAUAAAAUGGCUCUAAACCUCUUACAUCGCCACGCUAAUAACAUCACGCUAAAGGCUAAGAGCUAGUGAUCAAAAUUAUUCCUAAAGUAAACUAGAAAAAAUCACGCAAGAUUUAUAAUCAACGGAGUUGACUGAAAACCUUCGGAGUAUACCGCUAUUCGACUGUGUUUUCACCUUUCGUAGUUUUCUCCGUAUCAAAAAAUCUCUCGCACUUUGAAAUAUGCUUUAUGGAAUGACUCACUUAGAGAUUAGAGAUGUCCGUCAUGCGCUGAAAACAGCGCUCUAUUUAACUGACGUAUAAUAACUUCUAAGACUUGAUUUCACCUGGUUAACCCCCUAAUGUACCAGUAAACUUCCUUGUAAACCAUGCUUGAAAUUUUUUGCAGAGGAAAUUCCUUCUGGGCGGCUCAAAAUCCGUAAUCUCUAUGACGCUGAUGUGCAUUUAGAUGGCAUUGAGUAUUACAUUCACGAUGCUGUUGUUGCCGAUUCUGGUACAUAUGAAUGCAAGGCUACAAAUAAACAUGAAUCAGUUAGCAAGCAAGUGAGAAUCGAAGUACUGGCCAAGUCUUCAUCUGGCGCAUUGCCUUAA
Molecule: messenger RNA, 24726 nt
Organism: Pocillopora meandrina
Lineage: Eukaryota; Metazoa; Cnidaria; Anthozoa; Scleractinia; Pocilloporidae
Source: the annotation of a GenBank genome assembly